AUGAAAGAGGCAUUUGGAGGCACCUCAGGUGCUUUGCUGCUGCCUCUGCUGCUGCUGCUGCUGCUGCUCUGUCCCCUGCAGCAGCAGCCAGACUGUCUCUCUUCUGGGUUGCAGCUGAGUGGCUCCCCUCCUCGGCUCCGUCGCCCCCAAACAUUAGACAGUGAAAACUCUAUAAAAGAAGAAGCAGCAACUGCUGCUGCAGAUAAACAAGAAGACGCUAACCUACAGCAGGAACAGCAGCAGGAGCACCACGACCAGCCCCAGCACGACGAACAGCAGCAACCGCAGCAGCAACCGCAGCAGCAACCGCAGCAGCAACCGCAGCAGCAGCAGCAGCAGCAGCAGCCGGGUAGAAAGGAGUCAACUUUGUCAAGCAAUGAUUGGAUGGCUAUUGCUUCUGCUGUCUCCUCCCACCUUCAUUCUGAAGAAAGAGAAGGCUGUGCUGCUCCUUCAGUUAUAGAGGAGCCAUCUGAGCUAUCGGAGUUAACCCUAGAGCUGCGUUCUUGCAGAGCUUUUAGACAACCUUUAUUAGUAAUAGACGGAGGUAGCACGGGCACUCGAGGAGCAUUGUUUGCAGUUGGAGGAGAGAGCUGUCCUCGAAGAGGAAGGAAGGUGCUUAAGGAGACACUAUAUUUACUUGAAGAGGGUAAGAGACAACAGGGAUUGCGACAGCUUAUAGAGAGCUGGCUUACUAAAGAGGCUGGGCCUUACUGGGCGUCGCAUCCGUUUGAUGCUCAUACAUUGCUUCAUAGGUAUAAGAGCAUGAAAGAAGAAGCAGCAGCAUUAAUUCAUGCUAUACUUGAGGAGACAGUUGAAAGCAUUAAGAGACAUUUUGAUCCGCUGCAGCAGCAGCAAAUCAAGGCUACAGGUAUACCCGUAUUCUUCUACAGCACUGCAGGAAUUAGAGAUACUCAUGACUGGUAUCGCAACGGCAUCUUUGCUGCUUUUAUUAAAAGCAUUAACAGCUUCAGCAGCAGCAGCAGCAGCAGUGGUGAUGAGGGCUUUGCUUUCUUUACUAAUGAAGACUGGACUAGGCCUAUCUCGGGUACUGAAGAAGGCUUACUCGCAUUUGUUGCAGCUAAUCAGCUCUUGGGAAACUUUAAAAAAGCAAAAGACAUACAGAGACAGCUGGAGGCAACAAAAGAGGAGACACAACGGAGACAGUUAGAGAUUCAACAGACUCAGAGUCUUACAAGUAUUAUUGAAGUGGGCGGGGCCUCUACUCAAAUAGUUUUUCCUGUCUAUAGACUAGGAAGCAUGCCUUCUUUUGUAAAGAUAAACAACUUAAACUCUGCAGGAUAUUUAAGUGAAGAAGACCCUAUAUUAGAUAUAUUAUCUACAUCUUUUAUGCAGCUGGGAGCAACAAGUGCUACAGGUAUUUUCUAUAAAGCUUAUUGCAGCAAUAAAGACAAUUUAGUAGACGGUAUCUGUUAUAAUCCUUGUCUUCCUAAGGGCUUUACUCAACCAUGCUCUACUGGAGAAGUAACUGUCUCUUCAACAGGGGCUGUCUCUGUUGCUGAGGGUUUGCAGCAGCAGAGGCUACGACCUGCAGCACAAUAUUGCACUUCUUCUAAUAAAGAAAUAGCAAAGAAGACGCUUAAUAGGCUUUCAUGCUUAGGAGUAAGUAUAAACCCUGAUGAGCCUCUUACAGAAAGAUUGAAGAUAUCCGGGUGUAUGCAAAUGAAGGGGACAGGAGACUUUGCUGCAUGCGCCGCUGCAGUUGAAAGCAUAUUAUUGAAUCCGUCUCUACCUCUUCCUGCAAACCAAGAAGCUUCUUAUACAGGGUUUGACUCUGUCUCUCAGAUAUUUUAUUUUACAGAGACAGAGGCCCCUAUUGUACUGACAGGUAAAGCUAUCGUCAGCCCUAUUAAAGAUAUGCAAACAAUAGGUUUGCUGCCUCAUACUUUCUCUGGAGACCCCUGCGAGUUAAAGGAAGCUGCUACUCGUUACUGCAGCGCCCCUAUUGUACGUACGGAGACAGGUCAAUUAAGGAGACACAUAGAUAUACUUCAUCCAGAAGGAGAGACUGCAAGCCCAAGCCCUCAUGCUGAUGCUGCUGCUCCUGCUGCAGCAGCAGGAGCUGCUGCUGCUGCUACUUCUAUUACGAGUCUAAAUCUGGAGAAUUGCUUCAAGCUCUCUAUGAGUUACGGGUUAUUGUCUCUGUUAAUGAAGAGGAAAGUGCAUCCGAAUAAGAUAAGCUUUGCUUUAGAUAUAGUAAACCCUCAAACAAAACAAAAGAUAGGAGAGUACGGCUGGGCUCCAGGAGCUAUCUUAAGAGCUCUUGCUGAUAAAAGGAAAUGGAGUCUCUAUGCAUAUGAGUUGGGCAUACAGCACACUGCUAUGGACAGGUUCGCAGCAGCACACCAGCAAGAACAGCAGCUGCAGCAGCAACCCGCAGCAACAGCAACAUCAGCGCCAGCAGCAACAGCAACAGCAGGAGGAGGAGGAGCAGCAGCAGCAGCAGAAGCGGCAGAGGGAAAAGGAGAAGGACAGGAGACAGCUGCUGGGGAAAAGGAGACAGGAGACAGGUCUGCAUAA
Molecule: messenger RNA, 2538 nt
Organism: Eimeria acervulina
Lineage: Eukaryota; Apicomplexa; Conoidasida; Eucoccidiorida; Eimeriidae
Product: nucleoside-triphosphatase, putative
Exons: 2
Coding region: 1-2538 (845 amino acids)
Biological process (GO): nucleoside diphosphate catabolic process
Cellular component (GO): membrane
Molecular function (GO): nucleoside diphosphate phosphatase activity
Source: RefSeq, a predicted model, not a curated record